AUGCACUCCUCGGCACGGCGUCUGCUCGUGAGGGCCCAGUACCUCCCCUUGGCUCUGGCAGCUGUGUAUGCCCUUAUCCUGCUCGUGUUUACAGUACCGGCAGUUCAAGACGAAUUCGUCUUCCUUCAACGUCUGCGACUGCCUUUGGCCGCAAAGUAUGACAAUCCAGAGCACUAUGGGUUAGCUCCGUACAAGACGCGUAACCUGAGGAUCGAGACGCCAGACGGAGAGGUACUGGGGUUAUGGCACAUCCUCCCUCAGAGUGUGUACAUUGCUCAAGACCCAUUCCCUCCCAGCAUGCGUCCUCGCGACAGCUUCUUUGACAAGGCGUUUGGGAGCAGGCCGACCAUCCUGUACUUUCACGGCAACGCCGCAACUCGCGCUGCCUCCCACCGUGUGCGCACUUACAUUGAAAUGUCCUCUCGGCUCGACGUCAACGUCAUUGCCGUCGACUACCGUGGCUUUGGAGACUCGACGGGAACCCCGAGUCAGCAAGGGCUGGUAAUUGACGCGCGCACAGUCUGGGAUUGGGUGCAGGCACGAGUUGAGCGCGCCAGUAUCAAGCCCGCAGACCAACAGAUUAUGCUUGUUGGCCACAGUCUCGGUACCGGUGUCGCAUCUGCCCUUGCCGCCGAGCUGGCGGACGGUGGUCUACACCCGCGCGCCAUUGCACUAAUUGCACCGUUCACGUCGAUUCCUGACCUUCUUUCAUCGCUUUGGCUCUUUGGCAUCAUCCCUCUCCUCACUCCACUCAAAGCCAUUCCAGGCGCCAUAGACUACUUCAAGACCCACGUCGUGCAGCGUUUCAACUCGAGCGAAGCUCUGUCGCGGACAACAUCUCCCAUGCUCCUGUUGCACUCCUUCGACGACCCCAUUAUCCCUCAUUACCACUCCGUCAACCUCUUUCAACAGCUCAACUCCCCCAACGGAACGCAGCUCGAGUCGAGCAUCCGUGACUUUUCAUACCCUGGGUGGGGUAGAGUCACUUACGCUGAGGUUGCCGACCGUGAGGUGGUCUUCUGGGAGGGCGAGAGUGGAGGGCACAACAGCCUGGGUCACUCGGAGGGGACCAUGGACUUGAUGGCGUGGAUCGGUAAGCUCUAG
Molecule: messenger RNA, 1104 nt
Organism: Apiotrichum porosum
Lineage: Eukaryota; Fungi; Basidiomycota; Tremellomycetes; Trichosporonales; Trichosporonaceae
Exons: 10
Coding region: 1-1104 (367 amino acids)
Biological process (GO): phosphatidylserine catabolic process; monoacylglycerol catabolic process
Cellular component (GO): endoplasmic reticulum membrane
Molecular function (GO): phosphatidylcholine lysophospholipase A1 activity; monoacylglycerol lipase activity
Source: RefSeq, a predicted model, not a curated record